AUGGCGCCUGACAGAAAACAGUUGCAAAGCAUGUUCCAACAUGACAAGGAGUCCUUCAAGGAAUAUGCUCAGAGAUUGAGGGAACUGGCUUCUCAAGUUGAACCCACUCUUGCCGAAAAGGAACCGGCCGAACUGUUCAUCGACAUUGUCCAAUCCCAAUUCUAUGAGAAGAUGGUUGGAAGUACUUCCUUAGGAUUCUCCGAGCUUGUUCCUAUAGGGGCUCGUGUCGAAUAUGGCUUAAGAAAUGGAAAAAUUGCAGUUGUGGCUGGAACUUCAAAUGCUAUUCCAAAGAAGUUCUCUGGAGGGUUUCCUAGAAAGAAGGAAGGUGAAACUAAUGUUGCGUCUAUCGGCCAAGGAAGGAGACAACAACAAUAUUCACCACUACAAUAUGUUCAACAACCCUUCCCAUAUCAGCAGCCCAUGUAUCCCAUUCAGUACGCCCCGCAACCGUACGUAGCUGCUGUGACGCCCGCCUUCAAUCAACAAACUGCUCAGGCUUAUCAAGCGCCUCCAACUUACCGACCAACUCCAGUUCAACAACGUGUUAUAGUUCCUCAAGCUUAUCAACAAGCACCAGCAGCUCUUGUCUAUCAACAGCCGAGAGCUCAAGCUCCAAGGCAAAUUGCUCAGAACCAUAAUAAGAGGCAAGGGGAUAGGGUGACAUUCAAUCCAAUCCCAAUGUCGUACACUGAGCUUUACCCCUCCCUAUUGCAAAAGGGUUUGGUAGUUCCCAGACCUAUGAGACCUCCACCUGAUUGUCUGCCUCCAUGGUACAACCCUAAUGCACAUUAUCCUUUUCAUGAGGGUUCCCUCGGGCAUGACCUAGAGGGUUACUAUGCUUUGAAGCAUAGGGUUCGUGAGUUGAUUGACAGCAAGAUCCUGUCUUUUAAAGAUACGGGACCGAAUGUGAAGAACAAUCCUCUUCCUUCCCAUGGAGAUCCUGCAGUAAACGCCCUUGAAGAUGUCUCUGUUGGUGUUAUGGUUGAGAAGGUGGAGGAUGUCAAGACUCCUUUGGCAGCGUUCCAUGCCCAGUUGGUGGAAGCUGGCCUGAUUAAUGUUAAUCAUGAAAAUUGUGAAGAGUGUGCCACAUACCCAAAGGGGUGUCAGGUGGUACGAGACAACAUUCAAGACUUGAUGAAAAAAGGAGCACUUCAGAUAUCCAGCGUUACAAAGAAUGAAGAUAUGUUGGUAAUUGAACCUUGCUUCAAUUUACCUGAACCAGUUGAAAUCCCAUAUUAUAGUGGUGGAGUGGUUCCUACGAAUAGUCAGUCGUCGCCUGUUGAGAUAUGUAUGCCCACGCCUUUUCCAUACGAUAGCACCAAGGUUAUACCUUGUAAAUAUGAGAUUACUGUUGUGGAUAAGGUUUUUGAAGGAAGUGUAGACGUUGAAGUGACAGAAGCUGUGAGUGAGGACGUCACCAAGAUUCCCGGAAUGAGCAAAAUGACCCGUAGUGGUCGAAUCUAUACACCUGAAAAUUCAACGUGA
Molecule: messenger RNA, 1485 nt
Organism: Lathyrus oleraceus (garden pea)
Lineage: Eukaryota; Viridiplantae; Streptophyta; Magnoliopsida; Fabales; Fabaceae
Exons: 1
Coding region: 1-1485 (494 amino acids)
Source: RefSeq, a predicted model, not a curated record